Messenger RNA from Gymnodraco acuticeps, 2406 nucleotides. Its product is annotated as probable histone deacetylase 1-B. Lineage: Eukaryota; Metazoa; Chordata; Actinopteri; Perciformes; Bathydraconidae. The transcript has 14 exons. Gene Ontology annotation, molecular function: histone deacetylase activity. Bases 111 to 1583 code for a protein of 490 amino acids. The record is from RefSeq and is a predicted model, not a curated record.
CGCCCCCUGUUGAAGGCAGCUAUCAUUACCUCCCAUUGAUUCGCCUUGAUACAAACUAUCCGCCUCUCGUCUCUUGCGUUGUGCGGGGAAAGCCAGCAAAAGGCAGUAAAAUGGCGCUUAGUUCUCAAGGAACAAAGAAAAAAGUUUGCUACUACUAUGACGGUGAUGUUGGAAACUACUACUAUGGACAGGGGCACCCCAUGAAGCCCCACCGAAUCCGCAUGACUCAUAACUUGUUGCUCAACUAUGGACUCUACAGAAAGAUGGAGAUAUAUCGUCCACACAAAGCCAGUGGAGAAGAGAUGACCAAGUAUCACAGUGAUGAUUACAUCAAGUUCCUGCGUUCAAUUCGACCGGACAACAUGUCAGAAUACAGCAAACAAAUGCAGAGAUUUAAUGUGGGAGAGGACUGUCCAGUGUUUGAUGGGUUGUUCGAGUUCUGCCAGCUCUCAGGAGGGGGCUCUGUUGCUGGUGCGGUGAAGUUGAACAAACAGCAGACGGACAUCGCCAUCAACUGGGCUGGAGGCCUGCAUCACGCCAAGAAGUCUGAGGCCUCCGGGUUUUGCUACGUCAACGACAUUGUUCUGGCAAUUCUUGAGUUACUGAAAUACCACCAGAGAGUUCUGUACAUCGACAUUGACAUCCAUCAUGGAGACGGUGUGGAGGAGGCUUUCUACACCACAGACCGUGUCAUGACGGUGUCCUUCCACAAGUAUGGAGAGUACUUCCCUGGCACAGGCGACCUGAGGGACAUCGGUGCUGGUAAGGGUAAAUAUUACGCUGUGAAUUACCCGCUGAGGGAUGGGAUUGACGAUGAGUCUUAUGAAGCCAUAUUCAAACCUAUCAUGGCCAAGGUGAUGGAGAUGUACCAACCCAGCGCAGUGGUUCUGCAGUGUGGAGCUGAUUCUCUGUCAGGAGACAGGCUCGGUUGCUUUAACCUCACCAUUAAAGGCCAUGCAAAGUGUGUAGAGUACAUGAAGAGCUUCAACCUGCCACUGCUCAUGCUGGGAGGAGGAGGCUACACCAUCCGUAACGUGGCACGAUGCUGGACUUAUGAGACGGCUGUGGCCCUGGAUACCUCCAUCCCCAACGAGCUCCCAUACAAUGACUACUUUGAGUACUUUGGACCAGACUUCAAGCUGCACAUCAGCCCCUCCAACAUGACCAACCAGAACACCAAUGACUACCUGGAGAAGAUCAAGCAGCGCUUGUUUGAGAACUUGCGCAUGCUGCCCCACGCCCCGGGGGUCCAGAUGCAGGCCAUCCCUGAGGACGCUGUGCAGGAGGACAGUGGAGACGAGGAGGAGGAUGACCCCAACAAACGCAUCUCGAUCCGUGCUCACGACAAGAGGAUAGCGUGUGAGGAGGAGUUCUCUGAUUCUGAGGAUGAAGGCGAAGGAGGCCGCAGAAACGCAGCCAGCUUCAAGAAAGCCAAGCGAGCCAAGACUGAAGGAGAGAAGGAGGGAGAAGAAAAGGAGAAGAAGACUGAGGAGGAAACGAAAGAAGUAAAAGAAGAAGAGAAGGCACCAGAGGAGGAGAAAAUGGACACAUCAAAGCCGAAGGAAGAGUCCAAGACGCCUUGAAGUCCUCAGCAGCUAAUGGUGCCAAUUCGGUUGAUAAGAACAAGCUUUGUUUGGAUAAAUCAUCUUUCCAGGCUGCUGCUGUGGAAAUCAGUGAAGAAAUAUACCUUUGUAUUGAGACCCUUCUUCCUCAAAAUGGGAUAGGGAUCUUACUAUUUUCUAGGACACCUUUUCAACCUUACCUGUUUAUGGACCGAGGUCAAACUGCGUGUUUUUGAUUAUUGUUUUUGUAUUAUCAUUUAUUUUUUAUUCUUAAUCUUUUUAUUCUAUGACACUUACUUUUCCCUUGUAAUGCAACUGUCUAAAAAUGGCUAGUACAUGUAUGCUUUUAUAUAUCUGAACGAUUUAUUUAAAUCAUAGAUAUUUUGGCUACUGUUUUGUCUUUCAGUCCCAAUUGUCAUGUGUCUUUGAAAAUGUAGUUGAAGCAUGUUUAUUCAAUAGAUCCUUUUCUGUAAUACAUUUGUGUCACUGGCCUUGCCUGCUGAAGUCACUGAGAUUGGUUAAAAGGGUUGUGAAUACCUGAUAACCUUUUCAUAUGGCACAGUGAAGGUCAGUUACACUCAUUUUAGGAUGUGUCCUUUACACAUUGACAUCUUCAAAUCCCUGGGACUCCCGCCACACUAUUGAUAAUGUUUAGAGUCCUGUCACGUGAUGUCAGGGCUUAAAUUCCACAUGAAUUUGGACUUGAAUAUCCAGCGUAAAGUACUUAAAUGGGAAGAAAGACAAAUGCCAGAAUUCAUUUGUUGUAUAUAUUUGUAUUCUGAAAUCUGACAGACCAUGUGUGCAAACACACUUUUAACACCAAUAAAAAAAAACUACCCUUAAA